Molecule: messenger RNA, 2884 nt
Organism: Cavia porcellus (domestic guinea pig)
Lineage: Eukaryota; Metazoa; Chordata; Mammalia; Rodentia; Caviidae
Product: igE-binding protein-like
Exons: 2
Coding region: 237-1556 (439 amino acids)
Biological process (GO): viral process
Molecular function (GO): structural molecule activity
Source: RefSeq, a predicted model, not a curated record
UCAACGUUGGUAGCGGGGGCUACGCAACAGGGCUGUAUAGCGGGGGCUAUUGGGCAACCUUGGGCGGACGCGUCGCAAGGGUCAGGAACUCGUAAAGAGAGUUCCGGGGGCCGUAAAGAGGCCGGUUUUGGGGGCGCCGUAAAGGGGCGCGGGGACUAAGCUGUCCCUAUAUAAAAAAAAAAAAAAAAAGAAAGAAAAAUAUAAAAUAAAAAGAAACUCUUGAAAUUCUGGUUAACAUGGGUAACACGGCUACUCAGCCACUGUCAGUCGCCUUAAGCGACUUACUGAGAGAAAAGGGAUUACAAAUGAAACGAGAACAAAUUCAAAACUUUCUCAAUCAGGUCGAUAAGGUAGCACCUUGGUUUGGUCCCACGGGGUCCAUUACCAUCCCCAGCUGGGAUAAAUUAGGGAGAGAUCUUGACUUUGCAGUAGAAAAUGGCCUCCUGGAGCCAGGAGUCAGACCCCUUUGGGCAGUGGUGAGAAGCUGCCUUGCAGACACCUCUUGUCGUGACCAUAUAAGGGCUGGCGCCAUGGCGCUUGAUUACCAUCAGGCAGAAUCCUCCCGCGAGCAAUCUCGCGAGUCCAGUGCCGCAGGCGAGGUGACCCCACCCAACCCAGACUCGUCAGAUAAUGAGGGGGAGGAAGGAGAAGUAUACAAAAUGGUGGAUGCAGACACCACCGAAAGAGGGGAAGUCACACACACACAGCUGAGAGGGCCCUACUCUGAGGCCAUAAAUGAGCUGCAACGCAGGAUUUCUCAGAGUAAAUGGGUCAAUGAAAGCGAGUACGGGAUCCCAGGGCCACCCCGUAUAAGACCUAUGGCUCUACCUCCCGACCCGCCAGAUUAUCAUGCCCACCAGAGACCCUGCCAUCAGCUAUGUAGCUGUCCGCAACGGGUCCAGAUGUCCCCUGGGACAUUCCAGGAAGACCUUUGGCAUCAAGUCAAAAGAGAGGACCCAGGAGGCCUAGGCCGUUUUCUCCAGGCUUUUCCGGUUGCUGUAGAUGCUCAGGGAAACAGAGCCCACCUGCCUAUAGAUAUGAAGGCGAUAAAGCAUCUUAAGGAGGCCAGCACCAUGUACGGUGUUAAUGGGGCGUAUACCCUGUCCCUAGUAGAAGCCCUGGCAGGAAAUGCCAUGACACCUGCUGAUUGGGCCAGUUUGUGCAAGGCAGUGCUCAGCCCAGGCCAAUAUCUUGAUUGGAAAGCUUGGAAUGUUGAACUUGCCACAGAACAGGGCCAAGCUAAUGCCCAGAACAAUCAGGCCGCCUGGAACGCGGAUAUGUUAUUAGGACAAGGGCAGUAUCUCAAUAACCAGCUGAUAUUUCCACAAGAGGUGUAUGCACAGAUAAAUAGAAUAGCCAUACAAGCAUGGAAACGGGUCUCGGCUAGGGGAGAAGUCUCAGGCCACUUGACAAAAAUUUUGCAGGGCCCGAGCGAGCCUUUUUCAGAUUUUGUGGCCUGCAUGAUGGAGGCGGCAGGGAGAAUUUUUAGAGACACAGAGACAGCCAUGCCGCUCAUUAAGCAGCUCACAGCUGCUCUGGGUCAGCACCAGGUAUAGUUCGUUAACUUGGCAGGAGUCGGGGCUUGCCAUUGUUGACGGCCCUACCACGAGACAAAGCAGAAGCCGCAUCCAAACUUAUUCAAGAGCAAUUAAAGUUAGGCCAUAUCAAACCCUCAAGUCUAUUCUGUUUAAACAAAAGGAGGGUAUUGCCCAGGGCAUGACACCUAGGGCCAGACUAAAUCUUGCCCUCUUCACUUACAAUUUUGUAAACAUCAACCCACAAGGAUCCACGCCAGCACAGCUACAUGCCAACCCUGUCGCACCCAAACAUGGUUGGGUACGCUGGAAAGACCUCCUGCAUGGGGUGUGGAGAGGCCCCAGCCCAGUACUUAGUUGGGCGAGAGGGGCGGUCUGUAUCUUCCCGCAGGAAGAAGGCAGCGAACCUGUCUGGGUCCCGGAAUGCCUGAUACAUCCCUGCAAACCACCAGACCCCGACCCAGAGGAAACGUCAACCACAGAACAGGGGAACCAACAGGAGCCUCACAAGCCAGACCAAGCAAGCACACCCACAACUCCCAUUAACUAUGGCACCUUGGCCAACUCCCCUGCUGUUGUUAUGCAGGUACUCCAGUUCGCACCGAUUCCAGUUAUGGCGGACUCAGACGAGUUUCCUGUGAUCCAGCUCAGGCCAACUCUCCAAUUGGCUUUCAUAAAGGAAUGGGCAGGAAUAGGGGCUCUGGCUACCAUGACUACACUUGCCGCAUUCAGCAGUCUACUUCUGCUCUGUCGGAUUCGCAGACAAAGGAAUAGGGACAAAGUAUCAAACAAGCACUGCUGAUCAUGGAAUCUGGUCAAAGCCUGGCAGCAUGGCUCGCCAUGCUGUGACGCAGGUGUGGAGCAAAGCAUCGCAGGGGGUGUCGUCCUUGGCCAGGAGACACCCCGGUCCCCAUGUUGGUGAGCACGCGGGUUGGGCUCAUAAAAUAAUACUCCCGCCCCCUCCAAAAGAGCACCAACGAGUAGUGAGGCACUGUCAUGACUGCAGCGUGACACCUCACGAGGGCCACCGACCUCUGGAGACCCUGCGUCAGUUAUAAAGAAAGGGGGAGAUGUUGGGCGCAGGCGCUCAACAUACCAUACCCCAGCCGGGACUAAGGACCACGCCAGCUUCCGCAAUGCGCUACGUCCCUCUUUAAAUUAGCCAACCCGUGCGCACCCCGCGCUCACUCUGUACUCUGUGGCAACUCCUGAUUGGCCACAGCUGGAUAUAGUAGCCAGAGCCUACAUCCCAUUCCCGCCCUGCUUCCUUGUGGCAGCCUGUGAUUGGUCACAGCCAAAUAUAUAAACCAGAGCCCGCGUAAAUAAACUAGCAGUUAACUGUCGUCCAC